UCAACUACUGAAACAAGACAACAAGCACCAACAUCCUGCAGCAGUCCCGGCAUCACGUGUGUCCUGAGUCUCGAUCCCUCACGCGCACCUCUUCAGGAGUGCCUAGGAGCAGUAGGUUAGCACACCCAUCCUUUCUCAUCUGGAACCAUGAGGAAAAGGCUGAUCCAGGUUUCUGGUUUCCUGAUCUCAACGCUGGGAUGGCUUUUUGUACUUUGUACUAUGGCGAUGGAUUACUGGAGGAUCACCCAGAUAGGUGGCCAGGGAGGUUCAUUCAUUAUCAAGGUGGCCUGGUACUGGUCCAACCUGUGGAAGGACUGCUUCACAGACUCGACAGCAGUUACCAACUGCAGAGACUUCCCUGUGCUGUGGUCUGUCAAACCUAUCGUCCAGGGAGUGAGAGGCCUGCUGAUGUGUGGACUAACCCUUGGGUUUUUUGGUGCAAUAUUUUGCUUUGUUGGCAUGGAGUGCACAUAUAUUGGAGGAGGGGAAAAAAACAAGGAUUUGCUUUUGUUCGCCGGAUCCGUAUUUCACUUUGUCGGUGGUGUGUCAGACUUAGCUGCAUACUGCUUAUACAUCAACAAAGUCGCAAGGACAACUUUCACUCAAUCUUCGCCAGAAAUCCUGAAGUAUGACUUAGGACCUCCCAUUUUUAUUGGAUUGGUUGGGUCUUUUUGCAUCCUCUUAGGGGCCAUUCUCUAUGCUGUGACUGUGUACAAAGUCCUAUUCCCUAAAGCAAAGGUGGUGCUCGCCCAUGGGGGUCCUAGAACAGGAACAUACAUGGCCUCUCAGGCCAGAGGCAGGACCCUCUACACUGGAUACUACAGACCACCCAGACAGUACAGAUCCUACGGCUCAGGGAUAUCCAGCAGCUCUAAACUCACUAGGAUCUCCCAGAUAACACCUGAGGAACUGUCAGACAGAGAUGCUUUUGUGUAGUGGCAUUGGCUACAGUACUAGUUCCAGACAAUGUGUUUGUAAAUACCAUUAAGAUGAAGUCUAUUAAGGAUAUUGUGAACAUUGUUUUUUUUCCAGCUACAUUAUUUGAUCUAGUCUUUUCAGGUCAAUUUUCAUUUGAUCACGCUGUUGUUGCAGAGAAUUUUCCUGCACAGAAGGAAAUGCUAAUUCUAGUGCAUUUGAGGUUUUAAAAGGCUUCUAAAGUUUGUAAUUUCCAUGUUAAAAUGUCAGAUUUUCUUUAUCAUAACUAAAAAUGU
Messenger RNA from Salvelinus sp. IW2-2015, 1211 nucleotides. It is a transcript of the gene cldn10l2, whose product is annotated as claudin 10-like 2. Gene Ontology annotation, cellular component: bicellular tight junction; plasma membrane. Gene Ontology annotation, biological process: bicellular tight junction assembly; cell adhesion. NCBI's taxonomy places the organism in Eukaryota, Metazoa, Chordata, Actinopteri, Salmoniformes, Salmonidae. Gene Ontology annotation, molecular function: structural molecule activity. The record is from RefSeq and is a predicted model, not a curated record.